AGGACGCAAAUUGUUUCCUUGGAGUUGCAGAUACAACUUUGGAACCGCAAACAAUAGGAUACAAUGUAAUGUGGAAGAGGAAGUAAUGAAUUGACUUUAAAAAAUAUUUUUUCGGAGUUUUAAUCGCCUUAGGAAGCGACUGCAUGAGAAACAUGGCAGAGGAAAUGGACCAGAACCCCGAGGCCGAGGAGAACGCCUUUGCGACGCUGGAAAAAAGGUUCCAAGAAGUUCUUCACGAGCUCCUUGGCGACAAAAACCUGGAAAAAUACCGGGUCGAGUACGAAAAACUCGCCAAAGCCCUGAAGAAGUCUCACGAGAGUGAGAAGAGACUCAUGACAAAAUGCAGGGAGUUAUCGGCGGAGAUAGUGUCCAACAGAGUAAAAGUAGACGCAGCUCGCAAGCUGUCAGAAGAAGACAAAUCAGUCGCUGAUACCUUGAAAAAGGAGGUAGAAAAGGCAUGGAAAAUGGUGGAUGCAGCCCAUGACAAGGAACUGACCAUGAAGGAAACCAUUCAGAAUUUGAAGCAUGACAUUUCAAACCUGAAUAAACUUAUUGAACAAGGAGCCGGUGUGGCGAGUGGUCAGGAGCACAGUUUGAAAGACUUGUUGAAAAUCAAAUCUGACCUAACAAAGGAACGAGAUGAACUCCUGACCGAAGUAGCAAAUAUACGAGACAGUCUUACGAAGGCAAUCGCCAGUCAGCAAGAGACGGAAGCAACGAAAGCUCAGGCCGCGGAAACUAUAUUGCAGCUGCAGCAGGACAUCCAGGUGCGGCAGAACGAGUGUUCGCGGGAGACGCGCAGGAGGGAGCGGCUGGAGAAGGAGGCGCGGCAGCUGCAGGCGGACCUGGAGGCGCGGCAGGCGGAGGUGAAGGUGCUGAGCGCACAGGGGCUGCGCAGCCGGGAGGAGCUGCAGCGGCUGGAGCAGCAGCUGCGUGAGCAGAAGAUCCUGAACGAGAGAGCGGCCAAGGAGCUGGAGCAGCUGCAGGUGCGCAACGGGAAGCUGCAGCAGGAGAACGAGCAGAACGCCCAGAGUGUGGAGCAGCUCGCCCUAGAGAACCAGCAGCGGACCGCGGACCUGAAGAUGAAAGAGGACGAGUUGAAUCAGAUGCGUCAGGAGGUAUCCAAACUAACCAAGACGAGAGAGGCCACCCAGAGGAGGCUGCGGCAGGCGGAAGAGCAGAAGGGGGAGGCGGAGCAGCAGAGGGACACGGUGAAGAAUCAGAUCGCCGGGCUGGAGAGAGAGGUGGAAUCGUGUAAAAAGCAGAUGGAGAUGGAUAAGAAAGCCAUGGAGGAGCUGGUGCGAGAGAGGGACCUCUUGAACAAGAACCUGAUCAAGGCCACGAGCGCCACGGAGAGGCAGGUGAACGAGGUGAAGCUCCACGAGCAGUCCAAGAAGCACCUGGAGCACGAGAUCGUCAACUACCGGGACGAGGCGCAGAAGCAGCGCAAGAUCAUCUACCAGCUGGAGAAGGAGAGGGACCGCUACAUCAACGAGGCCAGCGACCUCACGCAGAAGGUUCUCCAGCACAUGGAGGACAUCAAGGUGAGGGAAAUGGAGAUCUUCGACUACAGGAAGAAGAUCGCGGAAGCCGAGACCAAGCUCAAGCAGCAGCAGAACCUUUACGAGGCCGUGAGAUCCGACAGGAACCUCUACAGCAAAAACCUCAACGAAGCUCUGGUGGAGAUCGCAGAGAUGAAGAGGCAGCUGAAGAUCAUGAACCACCAGGUGGACCAGCUGAAGGAGGAGAUCGGCGGGAAGGAGUCGGCCCUGGUGAAGGAGCACCUGGAGCUCCAGCGCGUGGAGAAGGACAAGGAGGCGCUGAAGACGGAGCUCCAGAAGAUGAAACAACAGGUUCAAGAGACAAAACAGUUCAUCGCCAAUCAGGAGGCGGAGGAGAGAAAGCUGCUCAAGAUCAUAGACGACGCUGACGCUGAGCGGCUCAGACAGAAGAAACAGUUGGAUCAGGUAAUCAGCGAGCGUGACGUCCUGGGGACGCAGCUGGUGCACCGCAACGAGCAACUGGCCCUGCUGUACGAGAAGAUCAAGAUCCAGCAGUCCAUGCUGAACAAGGGCGAGCUGCAGUACAGCCAGAGGGUGGAGGACAUCAGACUCCUGAAGCUGGAGAUCAAGAAGCUGAGGAGGGAGAAGGGGAUCCUGACCAAGACGGUGGCCAACGUCGAAGACCUUCGGUGCGAGGUGUUCCACAUGCAGAAGGAGCUCCUCAGGGAACGCACGAGGUGCCAGGCCUUGGAGGAGGAGCUGGAGAACCCCAUGAACGUCCAUCGAUGGAGGAAACUGGAGGCUUGUGACCCCAGCACCUUUCAGCUGAUCCAGAAGAUUCACUCCCUGCAGAAACGUCUGAUAACAAAGAGCGAGGAGGUGGUGGAAAAAGAGCUUUUACUGCAGGAGAAAGAGAGGCUCUACGUGGAGCUGAAGCACAUCCUCGCCCGGCAACCAGGGCCCGAGGUUGCCGAGCAACUUCAGGUGUACCAGCACGCUCUGCGGGAGAAGACCAAGCAGCUGAAGGCGCUGUCGUCCGAGCUGAGCAUGUGCGAGUCGCAGUCGCAGGAGUGCAGGAGCCAGAUGGAGCGAUUGGAUCACGAGCUGCAGAACGUCAAGAAGAAGUACCUGGCUCAGAAGCGCAGAGAACAGCAUUCCAGGGAGAAGGACAGGAGCGUGGCUCAGAUGGGACAGCCUCUGAUUCAGCCGCAGCGGACGGACGGCCCCCGCUUCACCGGGGGGGGCUUCAGCCUCAAGCAGCCGGGGAGAAUCGCGGCAUGAACACCCCCCCCCCCCAACAUCACCACCACCACCACCAACCCCCAGCCCAACCCAUGCAUCACACUGUUCUGUCAAAUUAAACGCGUCUCUGUUGUACCUACAAGAAGGGGUUGGUGUGAAUUGCAUUUUUCUUACGCUUUUAGGUUUUUGUUUUACACAGAAAGACAAGUCCGACCAUCCUGACUUUAUAUCUGGGGGGAAUUUUUUAAAAAGAAAUAUAUUACCAAUGCUGCAGUGGUGAGAAUGUGGAACUGGCGAAGCCAUGCUGGACGCACAUGAGAGAGCUCUUGGUUGUCGGCCGCGCAGAAAACCUUCCGACUGUUCAGAAUUUCAAACGAUCGAGUGUGCAGAAAGGCAGAGCUGCUUUAUCCGAAUGUCUGCGAUCAUCCCAAAGCAGAAACUCUCCAGCUAAAGCUUCUCAUCAUGGCUACAUUUCCUGGCCUGAGUACUGUGCUCAAUCCAUUAAGUUACCUUUGUCUUGUUAAGUUGUCAUUGAUAAAAAGUGGAAUAAAGAAAGAAAGAAAGAAAAAAUUUAUUUGCAGGAAUUUAGAACUUUUAUAUACGGUAUUUGUUCCAGUCAAGGAUUAUAAUGAUCACAGGCUGUCUCCAAUGAUUGACCAAUGAUCACGCCAGCCUUAAACGUGGCCACUGGUUUGAUUGGCCCUUGUGAUCCUGCAGCUCUUUAGUGGAAUAUGUCAGAGGGGAACUUAAUAAGAUCCCCCACCCUUAUUUCCCCCAUAAAUAUGCUAAUGCUGCAGCCAUUUUCACACAGCGAUACGCGUGACACCCACCUGUCCCCUUUUGUCUAUUUCAAUCUGUUUAUUCAAGUAUUUCCUAUUCACACAUGCUAAUGUGCUUCACCUCUCAAGUAAACACGGUGUCUAAUUCAGGGUAUUUUUCAUAGCAGGUUUUAAACACAAUUUAAAAAAAAUUUUGACCAGAGAGGAAUAUCAACUGCUAUUCCUGAGUGAGUUCAUUGUAAUAUCAGAGUUAAGCAGGGGAAGGGUCGUAACGGUUUUGCAUUUUUAACAGCAAAUGAUUAACGGGCUGUGGCUUUUGAAAAGUUUUCUUAUGAACGCACUUAUCCGUUUUCAAAGUGUAACUGUCUUCAGAGAUGACUGUGAGAGUCCUCCUCCUCUUUACUAGUAGGCUUGUCUUAUAACCACAGUCCAGAUGAGACCGAUGUAACUGAAUGCAAUUGCAUUAAAAAAAACAAUCGUAAUAAUGUCUGUAAAAUUAUUAAAGUCCUGUAAUUAAAGGAACAAGCACAUGUCACAACAUGAUGUGAGGUCCACAGAAAUCCUUGUGCCGUGGCAGUACCACAUUUCCUGAGAAAUUGUGGCCUGCACAGAACAAGACACCCACUGCGUUAGACAGAGGGGGCUUUGAAUAAAAAACCCGCUGAAUCAAA
Anguilla rostrata (American eel) is the source of this 4194-nucleotide messenger RNA. It is a transcript of the gene cfap58, whose product is annotated as cilia and flagella associated protein 58. The record is from RefSeq and is a predicted model, not a curated record. The transcript has 18 exons. Gene Ontology annotation, cellular component: cytoskeleton. NCBI's taxonomy places the organism in Eukaryota, Metazoa, Chordata, Actinopteri, Anguilliformes, Anguillidae. The coding region runs from base 144 to 2783 and encodes 879 amino acids.